This is a messenger RNA of Aphidius gifuensis, 2073 nucleotides long. RefSeq names its product ornithine decarboxylase antizyme 1 (gene Oda). The record is from RefSeq and is a predicted model, not a curated record. NCBI's taxonomy places the organism in Eukaryota, Metazoa, Arthropoda, Insecta, Hymenoptera, Braconidae. Gene Ontology annotation, molecular function: ornithine decarboxylase inhibitor activity. The transcript is spliced from 4 exons. The coding region runs from base 1 to 522 and encodes 173 amino acids. Gene Ontology annotation, biological process: positive regulation of protein catabolic process. Gene Ontology annotation, cellular component: nucleus; cytoplasm.
AUGCCGAGUUUAAUAUCAAGUAAUUGUUGGGUGUGGGGCCUCUGUGGUACUCCUGAUGCGCCCCAUGCCGCAUUAUCUGUAUCCGCUGUUAACACAGAGAGCCGCGGUGUGGGGAUUAAACAGAGUCAGCUCUCUGUGAGCUCACAUAUUGUAUCAGAAGAGGAAUUGUUAAAAGCUGUUAAAAAUAACGAGUCACUACGUUUAGCCUUCACCCUUCAUUUGACAGAAACCACCUCUGUCCAAUGGGAAACAAUAAUAUGGCGUGGUACACUUUAUAUAUGUGUACCAAGUUGUUUAUUACCUGAAGGAUCAAAAGAAGGUUUUGUAUCACUAUUGGAAUAUGCUGAAGAGACAUUACAAUGUCACAAUAUUGUUGUUUGUCUUCGUAAAGAUCGUACUGAUAGAGCCAUGUUAGUUCGUACUUUCAUGUUUCUUGGAUUCACUGUACUACCACCAAAUCACAAUUUAAUACCACCACAAUGUGAUUCUGGUAAUCUCUACAUGCUUUACACAAUGGAGUAAUUGCAUCAAAGGGACUUAAAUUUAUUAACACAUUACAAGUUUAAUUGCAUAUUUAUUAUAAACAUUUUUCAAAAAUAUAUAUUUACAAUUUUUAUUUUGCUGUACGCGCCCUUGUGCUACAGUUUUCAGUUAUGAAAACUGCUUAAGCAGCAAUUUUUCUUUUUUAAUAAAAUCAGAAAUACCAAAAUAUUAUAAAACAAAUUAAUUAAUCAAAGAAAAUAAUAUGCAUUAAACUUGAAUGAUUAAUAAGUACUUUACGAAAACAAAAUAUACAUAUUGAAAAAAAAAAAAAAAGUAUAUAUUUAGUUGCAAAAGGUAGGGCUCGUAAAUAUUAUAAGCUUCAAUUAACAAUUCACUUUGUGACAAUAUAAUAUCAAUUGUCAAAAUGAUAAUAAGCUCACAGAAGAUUUGAAAAAAAAAAAUAUCUGUUUCUCCACACUAUUUUUAAAUGGCUUCGAUAAUUCAACUUGCACAUUUUUUCUUGAACAUCUUUUAAGCCAAUUAUAUCAAGGUUAUUAUUUCGAAAAAAAAAAAACAAUUGCGCAUUGAAUUUAUCAAGUUAUUUUUAAUAUUCUUACUUAUUUAAAUAUCGUUAUUAAUUCGUGGCAGAUUGAGAAUUUUUAUUUUGACUUAUUCUAAGUAUUAUCUUUUCACUCAAUAGAGUGUUAUGUAUUUAUAGUUUAAAAAAUUACAAUGUAAUCAAUUACUUUGUAAUUUUUAUUUGUUGUUAGAAAAUUUUUACCCCAUUGUAAACUACAUUAACCGAUGAUUAUUAUAAUUUUUCUGCUUCUAAUUAUUUGCUACUAUUAACCCUGUUUUUGAUUUAUAAAUUCUUGUCAUUUAACUUUAUCAAAUAGUUAUUAUAAUUUUGUUAGAAUUAAUGGUAAUCAUAGUAAUUCUCAAUCGAUUAAUAGCGAUAUUUACAUUUGUAAGUGCUACUCUGUGUUAAACCAUACAGAUACUUAAUAUUAAAUGAAAAAAAUUUAUGAAAAAUACAAAAAAAAUGUAAAAUUUAUGAAAAAAUACAAAAAAAAAAAAAAAAAAUUCUAGUAGGAUUGUUGGAUAUUAGAUUUUAAGUAGAUUUAAGUGCAAAAAAAAAAAUGGUAAAAUAUUCCAUGUAAAUUUUGAAUUAUUACAAAUUAAUAUUGAUCAAAUUCAAUAUUUAAUUAUUUUUUUUCCAUUCUAACACCAUCCCUUUAAUUAAAAAACAAAUGAUUUCCCUUUGUCAAAUUAAUUUUCUUUUCGACGUUAAUAUCUUGAUUGAUUCUCAAUUAAAUUCACACAUUGCACAUACUAAUAAAGUACAUUAAAAUGAUUUUAAAAAAAAAAAAGAUGUUUUCAGGUUUAAAAAUUGACUAAAAUUGUUACUUAUUUUUCGGUAAAUAUAUCAGAUAAUAAAUGUUUAUUUCUUUUUGUUUUUAUAUUUAGUAAAUUUUAAGUAUUAUAUUAUACAAAUUAAAAAAACAAGAGAGAAAAAAGAGAAAAAUACGUCGACAUUCAAGAAGAUCAAGCUGUUGUUUUUUUAGUCCGUGUGAAAAAAAAUAAAAAGAA